Messenger RNA from Paramecium sonneborni, 2199 nucleotides. The record is from the annotation of a GenBank genome assembly. Lineage: Eukaryota; Ciliophora; Oligohymenophorea; Peniculida; Parameciidae.
AUGCAAGCUCCAAAUCUAACGAAAUUGCCAAGUUAACAAAAAGUUCCUAAAUAUCGUCCUGUAAAUUAAUAAAUAUUAUAUAGUCAAUCAACAUAGAUAAUUUGAUAGCAAUAUGUACAGGAAAACUUAAGAAUUGUCCUAAUCAUAAAAAAGCAUUAUAUAUUAGGGCAUCCGCGUAUAUUAAAAAAGGCGAAUAUGAAAUAGCAAUAUAAGAUUGUAAUAAACUAUUAGAAACAGAUAGUGAUAAUGUUGGUGGAUAUUAUUUGAGAGGUAUUAAAAUUUAAUAAAUUAAGGAUGUGCAAAUGAAAAAUUAGGAUAAACAGAUCUUGCAAUUGAUGAUUUUACUAAAGUAUUACUAUUAGAUGAGAAUCAUGUAAAUGCAGCCUUUGCUCGUGCUUCUUGUCUUAAUCUAAAAGGAGAUUUUGCAGGAGCUAUAGAAGAUUAUACUAGAGCAUUAGAGAAAGAUAAUGCAAAAUCACUUAAUCUUUCUAAUUCCAUAAAUAAAAGAUCAUUACUUAGAAAUAGUUCAAUGAAAAAAGAUGAAAACUAAAACUAUCCCAAAACAGAAGCAUUUUAAUAUAAAACUAAAACAAAUAAAUAUUAAUAACCUGAAGAAGAUGAUCUUAUGAAUCCACAAAAUGAUGAAGAAUAUUUAUAAAAUGAUUAAUCAUAGAUUUAAAUUUAACCAUAAUAGAAUAGUUUUAUGAGUUAAAAUCCACUUUAUACAAGUAUUGAUGCUAAUGAAUUGCAUAUACAACGUCCAUCUUAAAUUAUUGAUAAAGAAAUUUCUCAACCUAUGCAAUAGCAAUUAAUUUCUAUGAUUCCAGAUAAUAUUAAAUAAGAUAAUAAGAAAAUAUCAGAUUGGUUCCAUUAAUAAGGAUUUGAUUCUAGAAAAAAAGAAGAUUUCAUCAAAGCUAUUGAAUUUUAUACGAUGGCACUAAUGUUUAAUUGCAAUCAUUUUAAAUCUAUUUUUAAUAGAGGUAAUAUAUUUAGAUAACAUAAGGUUUUGCAUUUGAUAAGUUAAGAAUGUAUAACGAUGCAAUUAAUGAUUAUACUAAAGCUAUAGAAAUGGAUUCAAAGAAUGCUUACGCUUACUAUAAUAGAGGAAUUUCUUAUGAUAAAAAAGGAGAUUAUAAUUUAGCUAUUAAAGAUUUCGCUAAAGCAAUAGAGCUUGAUCCGUCAAAAGCAGAUUUUUAUCACAAUAAAGGUUUUGCAAUGAAGAAAAAAAAUUUGAUAAAAGAAGCUAUAUUAGAAUUUAAUGAAUGUUUAAGAUUAGAUAAAAAUCACUUCAAAGCUUAUUAUAAUAGAGCGAAUUGUUAUGAGAAAUUAGGAGAAUUUGAUAAAGCAUAAUAGGAUUAUCUGAUAGCCAAUAACGUAGUACCUAAUAAUCCAAAUACUUUAACUCAUAUAGGUAUAUUAAUGGAUAGACAGUAAAAAUUAGAAGAUGCAUUAAAAUACUUCAAUUCGUAAUCUAUAUUAAUUGAUCUGUUCUAGUUCUUUAAAGAUAGAUUCCAAUUAUGCUCCUGCCUAUAAUGGAAGAGGAUUAGUUUUUGAUAAAAUUGGAGAAUAUGAAAAAGCUUGUAUUGACUUUAAUAAAGCGAUUGAUAUAGAACCAUAAAAUCCAGUAUAUAUUCAUAAUAGAGGUUGUUGUAAAAGAAGCAUGAAUAAAUUUGAUGAAGCAUUAGAAGAUUUUAAGAAAGCUUUAUCUUUAGAUUCAAAAAAUCCAAUCAUAUAUUCUAAUAUGGGUUUAGUUCUUAGAAAAAUGGAAGAUUUUGAAACUGCAGUAUAUUGCUACUCUUAAGAAUUAAUUUAUUCUUCUGAAAACACAAGAACACUUAACAAUAGAGGAUAUUGUCUUGCUAAAUUAGGAUAAUUUGAAGAAGCCAUUAGUGAUUAUUCUAGAGCUAUUAAUCUAGAUCCAAUUAAUAUUCAUGCUAUUUAUAAUAGAGGAAUCUGUAAUGAAAGAAUUGGAGAAUUUCACAAGGUAAAUUCCAUCUUUAUUUUAUAGGCUAUUGAUGAUUUCACAUAAGUCAUUCAUUUAUAAAAUGAUCAAGGAGCUAAUGCAUACUUUAAUCGAGGAUGUUGUUAUGAUAAGUAUUUUAUGUUUUAAUUUCUUCUAGUAUCGGGGAAAUGGAUCUUGCAAUAGCUGACUAUUCAAAAGCGUUAGAGAUCGAUAAUAAAACCAAUAAAGUGCCUUGA